Suillus plorans is the source of this 1510-nucleotide messenger RNA. RefSeq lists its product as uncharacterized. NCBI's taxonomy places the organism in Eukaryota, Fungi, Basidiomycota, Agaricomycetes, Boletales, Suillaceae. The transcript is spliced from 9 exons. The coding region runs from base 183 to 1262 and encodes 359 amino acids. The record is from RefSeq and is a predicted model, not a curated record.
CUAGUCCUCCGACAGGGUCAGGGCUUGACCCUAGGUUUGUCCGGCUCGGGUCUGCUCGCGAACACAUAUAUAUCCCCACCGUUAAUUGCUUGAUAUUUCCUCUGACUAUCAGUACUUGGGGCAGUCUCGGACUUUGGCCAUUUUUUAUUUUUCCUUUUUCAAUUUUGGUCGCUCCUUUACUGAUGUUGCCAGUGAUGUUGUCCCCUUCCAUCAUCGAUCCUGUUGCACGCAACAUCGUUAUACUAACAACGACUUUAACCGCGCUCAUGGUUCUUGAGUAUAUUUGGUUUUUCACCGAUGAAGUCCGGCUAGUCUGGCCGCGAUUUUUGAAGACCAUGGAAGCUAAGAUUUACGUGGUGACCAGGUAUGCUGGUUUUGCUGGCCAAAGUUUUAACAUCUGGUUUGCAUGUAGGAUGGUCUCGAAAGUUCCCAACAAUCCGUCCACUUGCAGAGCAUGGUACUGGUACCAGAUCUUGAUGACCCAGUGUCUGCUGUUCUCAGUGGAGUUAUUACUCAUGCUGCGAGUGUGCAAGAUGUAUGGAAAAGGCAAAUCUAUCUUUGCACUCUCGAUCGUCUUCGGUGGCGCACAGUUUGCCGCGAAUGCAGCCAGUGCUCGAUCAGUUAUAACUGGCACUAGCUAUUCCCCCACUUGUGUCAUAAUCUCGCCUCAUCACAGUAGGAUCUAUCACGGCGUCUCAAUCAUUGUAAUGUUCAUGUUCAUCCUUUCUACAAUGCUAUGGAGAUUCUUCAAAAGUUCAUCCGGCCUGUCGGAAGCUCCUCGUGCUUGGCUCAAGCUUGCGGUCCGCGACGGCAGCUGCACUACCAUUGCGGUAAUGGUGAUCUUCAUCUUUAUGUUUCUCUGCAGCACACGCGUAAUCAACACACGGAUGAGUGGAAACAUCAUCUUCUACGUACUGUUUUCCCUCCUUUGGUUUGCUGCUGGACGCAUAGUCCUUCAUGACGCAAAAUUCCGUAAAAUGCAAGAAUCUCAGAAGAGUGACAUUAAUGAUCCAAGGUUGACUCAGACGAUCGAGGUGGAACCUUUUGAUGACUCUGAUGCAUUUCCGACGAGUCCCUCCAGCCUCGGGGUCGAGUCGAUCGAAGUUUCCACCCCGUUCGACUGCAUGUCAGAUGCGGGAACAAGGGAUAUCGCUGACGAACACCUUUGCGGGGAAGACGAUAUGCAGCUGUCGAAAUGCGCACCUACAUUCAUACUUAUUGAAAGAUGCAUCAGUGGUAGGGGUUUGGGCUUUAAGAAGUAAAGCAAUUCUAUUUGUUUCAUAAGAUGAUCAUAAGUUUCGUAGUACAUACUCCACAUAUCACUAAUGGUUUUACAUUAUCAGGCAUAUGGUGCCACUCUUCGACUGAAAGUACUGCCAGAGUUACCCAGAUUCCGGAACGCAACCUGCAUGUCAUCUAUAUACAAGCGGUGACCUUCGGUCGUUGCUUUAUUACAGAGGUAGAUUUUUGUACGCUAUACUUGCACCAACUUUAUCUUCGUUUCCUCACG